AUGCAUAAUUCCUUAAUCGCUUCCCAAAGCACCACACACACAUACACGUACACGGACACGCACACGCACACGAGAGACGAAGAUCAAAGUGAGGCGGGUCCUUUCGGCACUCCUCGCUCUUUGAGUAAUGAUGGCACGACCACGUCCAGUAUUUCUAAUAAUCUUCCCAUCUUUACUUCCACGAGCCUUCCGCUCCCCGCAACAGCAGCCGCAAUCAUCUCACCAUCAUCUAAUGCUCUCCCCGAUCUCCACCCCCACCUCGUCGAAUCCCCAUACCAUGCUCUAGACACUGGCGCUGUAACCGGCAUCAUCAUCGCCGUCAUAAUCAUCUUGUUCCUCCUCCUAGCCCUCACCGACAUCUUUCUGCUUUCCUCCCGCAUACAAGUUACUUUCUCGAAGAAAAUUGCUCGGUUGCGGAGACGUGGCGAUUAUCGUCAUCAUCAUGGAUCCCUAUCACAAUCACAAUCACAAUCGAACGCUAAAAAUUCAUUCGAUAGUGAUAGUACAAUAAAUAUCAACCCUCUACCCACGAUCCCCGAUCCCGCUUAUUUUUCAAAGGAUAUCCGGCCGUCGGAAAAAAGAUUCACGUCGCGUUCGGGGUACUCGUCGAGAUACUCGAGGUCGAUGUCUUUUGAUUCGGGGGUGGGGGGGCUAGGUGUGCUGGGUGAGGAGAUGGAUGGGGAUGUGAAAAGUUUUGUUUCGAGGGUGGAAUAUGGGGCCUGGGAUGGGGAUGGGGAUGGGGACGGGGAUAGGAAUAAAAAUAAGGAUGAGGAGAAUGAGAAUGAGAAAGGGAUUAAUGCGAUGAAAUCGCAAGGGGAAAUGGGAAUGAAGGGGUAUAUAAGUGCUGGGUUAGAUCAAGGGGAUAUGAGAGCUGGGUUGAGGGUGGAAAAUGGUGGGGAUGGAGAUGGGGAUAUCGAUGAUAGAAAUGAGGAAUGGUAUUCACAGUACGCGGAGUCCAUAAACACAGAGUCAGAUGAUUCUACCGAGGAAGUGAGGGUAGAGAAUCAAGUCCCAGAUCCACCUUUGACUUCAAAUUACGGGGGAAAACAGAAAAUUUUAGAUGAAGAGAGCAGUAUUGGGAUGGGUGGGGAGAUGAAUAGAGGGGUGUUGGAGAUACAAAGAGGGGUGGGGGUAUUACAAAGAAGUAAAACGGAUACGAAUAUAAAUACCUAUAACGGUCGGAUCAAAGCGGGCAUGGGAGUUCAAAAGCGCCACACGAUGAAUUUUGUGCGGGAGGUGGAGGAGGUGCGGAGGGCGAUGGCGAGGCAGGAGGUUAUGGAGGAGAGGGAUCGGGUGAAUUUUUUGGUUUAUAGUAGGUUUUGGAAGGAGAUUCGGGUGGAGGAUUUGAAGAAGGGGAAGGGGGGAGGGUGA
Messenger RNA from Sclerotinia borealis F-4128, 1371 nucleotides. Lineage: Eukaryota; Fungi; Ascomycota; Leotiomycetes; Helotiales; Sclerotiniaceae. The record is from the annotation of a GenBank genome assembly.